This is a messenger RNA of Australozyma saopauloensis, 1326 nucleotides long. RefSeq names its product homocitrate synthase (gene LYS21). NCBI's taxonomy places the organism in Eukaryota, Fungi, Ascomycota, Pichiomycetes, Serinales, Metschnikowiaceae. Gene Ontology annotation, cellular component: mitochondrion. Gene Ontology annotation, molecular function: homocitrate synthase activity. The transcript has a single exon. The record is from RefSeq and is a predicted model, not a curated record. The coding region runs from base 1 to 1326 and encodes 441 amino acids.
AUGACCAGCCCCGAGGGAUUCACCAAGGUCAUCGAAGAAACCCGCCUGAACGCUACCGUAGAUUCCAAUCCCUAUGGACCCAACCCUGCAGACUAUCUCUCCAAUGUCUCGAGUUUCCAACUAAUCGAGCUGACAUUGCGUGAAGGUGAACAGUUUGCCAAUGCGUUUUUCUCCUUGGAGAAGAAGAUCGAGAUCGCACGCGCGCUUGACGAUUUCGGGGUCGACUAUAUCGAGUUGACCUCUCCGGUAGCUUCGGAACAGUCUAGAUAUGACUGUGAAGCCAUCUGUAAGUUGGGCUUGAAGGCCAAGAUCUUGACCCAUAUCCGGUGCCAUAUGGACGACGCCAAGAUUGCUGUUGAGACUGGUGUCGAUGGUGUGGAUGUUGUCAUUGGCACGUCUCAGUUUUUGCGUGAAUACUCUCAUGGUAAAGAUAUGACGUACAUUGCCAAAGCGGCCGUGGAAGUGAUUGAGUUUGUGAAAAGCAAGGGUAUCGAGAUCCGUUUCUCGUCCGAAGACUCGUUCAGAUCCGACUUGGUAGAUCUCCUCAACAUAUACAAGACGGUCGACAAGAUUGGCGUCAACAGGGUCGGUAUCGCCGACACUGUGGGAGGCGCCAACCCUCGCCAGGUCUACGAGCUUGUACGUACCUUGAAAUCGGUGGUGAAUUGUGAUAUUGAAUGUCACUUCCAUAAUGAUACCGGCUGUGCCAUUGCAAACGCCUAUACAGCCUUGGAAGGUGGAGCCAAAUUAAUUGAUGUUUCUGUGUUGGGCAUUGGUGAGCGUAACGGAAUUACGCCCUUGGGAGGAUUGAUGGCGCGUAUGAUCGCAGCUGAUCGAGACUAUGUUUUGAAAAAGUAUAAGCUUCACAAGUUGCGUGACUUGGAGAACCUCGUGGCAGAGGCCGUCCAAGUGAAUAUUCCAUUCAACAACCCAAUUACAGGAUUUUGUGCAUUCACGCACAAGGCAGGUAUUCAUGCCAAGGCCAUUUUGGCCAACCCAUCUACAUAUGAGAUCCUUUCGCCGGGCGAUUUCGGUUUGACGAGGUACAUUCACUUCGCCAACAGAUUGACAGGUUGGAACGCCAUCAAGAGCCGUGUGGACCAAUUGAACUUACAGCUUACCGAUGAGCAAUGUAAAGAAGUGACUGAAAAGAUUAAGAAGCUCGGAGAUGUGAGACAGCUCAAUAUCGAUGAUGUGGACUCCAUUAUCAAAGACUACCACCAGGACGUUUCGAUUCUCAGUUUAGACCCGGAUGCUGUGGGUUUGUUUGACAAGUAUGCGCCUGCCGAAAAGAAACAGAAGUUGUCUGGCGGUGCAUACCUCUAG